This is a messenger RNA of Penicillium macrosclerotiorum, 3540 nucleotides long. RefSeq names its product condensin subunit SMC2. Bases 1 to 3540 code for a protein of 1179 amino acids. Gene Ontology annotation, biological process: chromosome organization. The transcript has 6 exons. The record is from RefSeq and is a predicted model, not a curated record. Gene Ontology annotation, cellular component: chromosome. Lineage: Eukaryota; Fungi; Ascomycota; Eurotiomycetes; Eurotiales; Aspergillaceae. Gene Ontology annotation, molecular function: ATP hydrolysis activity; protein binding; ATP binding.
AUGCGGAUCACCGAAAUUGUGAUAGACGGUUUUAAAUCAUACGCCGUGCGAACGGUGAUCUCGGGAUGGGAUGACUCCUUCAACUCGAUCACCGGUCUCAACGGUUCCGGUAAAUCAAACAUCCUCGAUGCGAUUUGCUUUGUUCUCGGCAUUACGAACAUGAGCACGGUCCGCGCGCAGAACCUUCAGGAUCUCAUCUACAAGCGCGGCCAAGCUGGCGUGACGAAGGCCAGUGUUACGAUUGUUUUCGAUAACCGAGACACUUCCAAGUCGCCGAUCGGCUUUGAGGAAUAUGCCAACAUCUCUGUUACACGUCAGAUUGUCCUUGGCGGCACCAGUAAAUACCUAAUCAAUGGCCACCGUGCGCAACAACAAACGGUUCAGAACCUAUUCCAAAGCGUCCAGCUCAAUAUCAACAACCCGAAUUUCCUGAUCAUGCAAGGUCGCAUUACCAAAGUCCUGAACAUGAAGGCCGUCGAAAUUCUGUCAAUGAUCGAGGAAGCGGCAGGCACACGGAUGUUUGAGGAUCGGAGAGAAAAGGCGAUCAAGACAAUGGGCAAGAAGGAGUUGAAACUUCGUGAGAUCGAAGAACUUUUGAAGGAAGAGAUCGAGCCAAAGCUUGAAAAGCUUCGAUCGGAGAAGCGCGCAUUCUUGGACUUUCAACAAACCCAGAAUGAUCUGGAGCGAUUGACCCGGCUUGUGGUCGCUCACGACUACGUGCGUGGAGGUGAGCGGCUCCGCGUUGCUGGCGAGGAAUGCGACAAUAAAAGAAACAAGGUCCAGGCGCUGGAGGAGAAUGCGGAUAGGUUGAAGAGCGAAAUCACACAUUUGGAAGAGGAUGUCCAGCGGGUCCAGGCAGCGCGUGACAAGGAACUUCGCAAAGGCGGUAAAUUCCAAGGCCUUGAAGAUGAAGUCAAGAAUCACUCUCAUGAGCUUGUACGGUUGACGACUGUGUUUGAUCUGAAGAACGCAAGCUUGGAUGAGGAGAAGGAGAAGAAGAAAACCGUCCAAAAGACUGUCAACGAUCUGGAGAAGGUCCUUAAAGAGAAGAGAAAGAUCUAUGAGAAACUUCAGGCUCAAUACGAUACCGCAAAAGCAGAGCUCGAUGCGCAAAAUGUUGAAGUGGAGCAAAAGGAAGAGUUGCUUCAAACGCUACAGACAGGUGUUGCGUCGAAAGAAGGCCAAGAAAGUGGAUACCAGGGACAAUUGCAGGAUGCACGAAACCGAGCCAGCGGAGCCGCGACCGAACAAGAACAAGCGAAGCUCAAGAUCAGUAACUUCGAAAAGAGGAUCAAGGAAGAAGAGCCGCGGGCCAAGAAGGCCAAAGAGCAAAACUCCGGUCUUUUGAAGGAACUAGAAGGCUUGAAGUCACAGGCUAAAAAGCUCGAGGGGGAACUCACUCGACUUGGCUUUGAGCCCGGUAAAGAAGAGCAGAUCUACGAGGAAAAGUCUGAACUUCAGCGAGAUAUUCGCGACCUCCGCCAACGGGCCGAUGGUCUCAGGAGGAAGGUUGCAAACAUCGAUUUCAACUACCAAGAUCCCUCUCCCAACUUCGACCGCUCAAAGGUCAAAGGACUGGUUGCCCAGCUCUUUACUCUGAACAAGGAUCAGGUUCAAGCUGCUACUGCUCUGGAGAUUUGCGCUGGUGGACGCCUGUACAAUGUGGUUGUCGACAGUGCUGAAACCGGUACUCAAUUACUCCAAAGGGGAAAGCUCCGCAAGCGUGUAACCAUCAUUCCUUUGAACAAGAUCUCGGCCUUCAAGGCAUCAGCGGAGAAGAUUGGAGCUGCUCAGAAGCUUGCCCCUGGCAAGGUGGAUCUUGCUCUGUCGCUGAUUGGAUAUGAUGAGGAAGUUAUUGCGGCGAUGAACUAUGUCUUCGGCAACACUCUCAUCUGUAACGAUGCCGAUACUGCGAAGAAGGUCACCUUUGAUCCUUCCGUCCGGAUGAAGAGCGUUACCUUUGAUGGCGAUGUCUAUGAUCCUAGUGGAACCCUCUCCGGUGGAAGUUCCCCUAAUUCUAGCGGCAUGCUUGUUACUCUACAGAAGCUUAAUGAGAUCACUAAGGAGCUGAGGAGCAAGGAGCGUCAACUUGCCAUGUUGGAGGAAAACAUGAACAGAGAAAAGAAGAAGCUAGAUGCUGUUCGGUCCAUUAAGCAAGAGCUGGAUCUCAAGACCCAUGAAAUCAAGCUCACUGAGGAGCAAAUCAACAGCAAUUCCUCUUCAUCUAUCCUUCAAGCCGUCGAGGAAAUGAAGGCAAACAUCGAGCAGCUGAAGAAAGAUAUUACCGAUGCGAAGGCCCGCCAAACAGAGGCAGCAAAGGACAUCAAGCGUAUUGAGAAAGAUAUGAGUGAAUUCAACAAUAACAAAGACAACAAGUUGGCAGAGUUGGAGAAUUCGCUUAAGGCUCUAAAGAAAAACCUCAGCAAGAACUCUGCUUCUGUCAAAGAGCUUCAAAAAGAGUUGCAAUCUUCUCGCCUCGACUCUGAGCAAGUUGGUAGCGACCUUUCUGCUGCUGAAGAACAGCUAGCAGAGUCAGACAACACGUUGAAGGCUCAAGUUGAGGAAAUUGAAUCACUCAAACGAGAACAAGCACGACUGAAGGAUGCCCAUGACAUCGCUCAGGCCCAACUCGAAGAUGAAAGAGCUAGACUUACUGGCUUCGAUGAUGAGUUGCGUGAGCUUGAAACUGCAAUGAAGAACAAGUCUUCCCAAAUCACCGAAGAGGGGUUGGAAAUGCAGAAGCUUGGUCAUCAGCUCGAGAAGCUUCAGAAGGACCAGUAUAAUGCGUCCCAGGCAGUCUCCCACAUGGAGCAAGAGCAUGAGUGGAUUGCGGAUGAAAAAGAGCAAUUUGGGCGUCCGAAUACCCCAUACCACUUCCAGAACCAAAAUAUUGCCGAGUGUAAAUCCACUCUGCGCAACUUGACUGAGCGGUCACAGGGUAUGAAAAAGAAGAUCAACCCGAAGGUCAUGAACAUGAUCGACAGCGUUGAGAAGAAAGAAGCCGCCCUGAAGAACAUGAUGAGAACGGUCAUCCGCGAUAAGAGUAAAAUCGAAGAGACCAUCUUAAAUCUUAACGAGUACAAAAAGGAGGCCCUCCACAAGACGUGGGUCAAGGUCAACGGUGAUUUUGGUCAAAUCUUCAAUGAGCUUCUACCAGGCAGCUUCGCCAAGCUUGAUCCUCCCGAGGGCAAGGACAUUACCGAUGGUUUGGAAGUGAAGGUAUCCCUGGGUAAGGUAUGGAAGCAGAGCUUGACAGAGUUGAGUGGUGGACAACGAUCCCUCAUCGCUCUGUCCCUCAUCAUGGCCCUCCUUCAAUUCAAGCCUGCGCCAAUGUACAUCCUUGAUGAGGUGGACGCCGCACUGGAUCUGUCCCACACCCAAAAUAUCGGACGUCUGAUCAAAACACGCUUCAAGGGAUCACAGUUCAUUGUGGUUUCCUUGAAGGAUGGCAUGUUCCAGAACGCGAACCGCAUCUUCCGCACGCGGUUCAGCGAGGGUACCAGUAUUGUUCAAGCAUUAACCCCCGCGGAUAUGAAAUGA